Messenger RNA from Talpa occidentalis (Iberian mole), 841 nucleotides. It is a transcript of the gene TMEM213, whose product is annotated as transmembrane protein 213. Lineage: Eukaryota; Metazoa; Chordata; Mammalia; Eulipotyphla; Talpidae. The record is from RefSeq and is a predicted model, not a curated record. The coding region runs from base 58 to 411 and encodes 117 amino acids. The transcript is spliced from 3 exons.
GCAGGACAGAGCACACCCAGGGCAGUGGCACGGGGUGCCCGGCGAGCCUCUGCAGGCAUGGUGCACACCCAGGCCCCCCUCUGCAGCAGGGGGCACCUCACGUCUGCCACUCCGGCCACCCUGCUACUCAGCCUGGUCUUUGCCUCCUUCCACUCGUCUUGCUUGGCAGAAGCAAGCAGCAGCAGCAACUCAAGCCUGACCACACACCACCAAGAGCCCGAGGCCCUGGAGCAGUGCCCUAAUGUUGACUUCUGUCCCCAAGCUGCCCUGUGCUGCCACGCCGGCGUGGACGAGUAUGGCUGGAUUGCAGCCGCUGUCGGCUGGAGCCUCUGGUUUCUCACUCUCAUCCUGCUCUGUGUGGAUAAACUGAGGAAGCUGACGCCAGAGGAGGCCAAGGACUCACAAGCCUAACACGUGACACUUGCAUCCCAGGCCCCCCCAAUUCCGCAGGCCACGGGGGAGUGGAGUCCUGCUGCUGUGGCUUCUAUCAUUCUAAAGGCAUCUUCACCUUUCAGCUUCAGUUACUUUUUAAAGACAAGGGAGAAGGAAAGUGGAAUCCAGACAAGGCCAGAUCAGCGCUGCCUUCACACCUCCUUUCUAGAGGCCUGUUUGUAACUGAACCUCAUGGGGGUCCUUUGCCUGCUGGGUGCAGACGGCUGAACUGGCAGGGGAGGGGGUGCCUUUGUUAUGUGACCAGUCAAAUAUGCCUCCUACAGAGCUCAGGGCUUUAAGGGCAAGUGGAGGGCAGGGCACAGGGCUGCCUGGGCUGGGCAAGAAGGACAGAGGAGGGGAGUUCCCACGUGCAGUGGCUGUUUAUGCCUAUGCACGGUUUGCGCAUUCA